Drosophila suzukii is the source of this 404-nucleotide messenger RNA. RefSeq names its product Metallothionein D (gene MtnD). Gene Ontology annotation, molecular function: metal ion binding. The record is from RefSeq and is a predicted model, not a curated record. Lineage: Eukaryota; Metazoa; Arthropoda; Insecta; Diptera; Drosophilidae.
UUGCGCACGAACUGAUAAGAAUAUUAAUCAUUUGGUGGUGUGCAAAGCACUGGGGUAACUAUAAGAAGGCUGGACCUCACAGCUGGUAAUCAUCAAACAGUUUUUGCUAACAGCAAAGUCAAUCGAGUUUAUAUCUCUUCAAAGAAAAUAUAUUAAAAUACAACAUGGGUUGCAAGGCUUGUGGAACAAACUGCCAGUGCUCGUCCUCCAAAUGCGGUGACAACUGCGCCUGCAGUCAGCAGUGUCAGUGCUCCUGCAAGAACGGACCCAAGGAUAAAUGCUGCUCCUCUAAAAACUAAAUACAUAUACAAAUCCCCUUGAAACUCCUCUGGCCUUUUGUGAUAUACAACCUCUUAUGAAAUCAAAAUAAAUCAACAAUCAUUGUAGCAAUUUAAUGUUUAAAA